Messenger RNA from Hyaloperonospora brassicae, 1008 nucleotides. The record is from the annotation of a GenBank genome assembly. Lineage: Eukaryota; Oomycota; Peronosporomycetes; Peronosporales; Peronosporaceae.
AUGGCGUCGCGUUUUUCCGCCUGCCGUCGCGUGCUCGCUGUGCCCCGCAGUCUCGUGUCCCAGAACAAACGGCGCUUCCAACAGGACGGGUUCGACCUCGACCUCGGAUACGUGCACCCGCGCGUGAUUGUCAUGGGGUACCCCGCCGUUGGCGUGGAAUUUCUGUUCCGGAACCCUCGCGCCGAAGUGCAGUCGUUUCUGGAGGACCGACACGCGGGCGACUAUUUCGUCUUUAACUUUUGUGACGAGCCGAAACGGAGCUACUCGCCCAGUACGUUUGAUGGACGGGUGAAGCGCUUUCCGAUUGAAGACCACAACGUCCCGUCGUUCCAGACCAUGGUGGCAUUCUGUGAAGAAGCUGCAGCUUGGCUGGAAAGUGGUAAAAACCACGUCGUAGCGCUUCAUUGCAAGGCUGGGAAAGGAAGAGCUGGAAUGAUGGCGUGCAUGCUUCUCCUACGAAUGGGGUACGCCACCACGGCGACAGACGCGAUCAAUUGCUACAACAGUGAGCGAGUGCGCGAUCACCGCGGACUCACAGUUGUGAGCCAGAAAAAAUGGGUGGCCUACUAUGCAGCUUUGCGAGUACAAGCGUCGGUGCCUCGGAACAAUAUUUGCGCGGAGCCGACAAUUACUGUCCACAAGCUGACGCUAAAUAACACGCUGACAGCGACGAAGUUGCCAAGGUUGCGACUACGCAUCUUCACGUUAGCCUCGAACGGGCUAUCUAAGACGCUGGUUCAUCAAGAGAUCGGCUUCCAUGAGUUCGAGCUGCGCCUAGGGAUUCGCGGCUGCGUCAUGAUUGAGUUUCGCCGCGAGCGCAUCAAUGGAUGCGUGCGGGCCAAGCACUUCAAAGUCUGGUUCAACACUCAUUUCCUCAAGCUAGGAGAAACUGGGCGUGUGGCGUUUUCUCGAUCUGAAAUGGACUGGACUGCUCAAGAUAAGAAGUAUCACCGUCUUCCUGCUGCCUUUGAGCUAACGAUGAUUGUGUCGAAGUCGAACUCUGCGUGA